AAAUUGUGCGUAUCAUUAUUAUUAUUUAACUGUGCAGUCAGUUGUCAUUUUCUCAAUUACUCUUACUCAGUUCAGUUUCAAUCAGAUCCUUAAGUUCCAACCCCAACAGACUCGGCGUGUUGUGUUUGAUGAUAAAUAUUAUUAAAAAAUUUCGUUUAUUUUACGAUUAAGUUUUAAUAUUUUUUCCCGUAUCCUGUUUGUGGUUAUAGUUAUUGUUUUCUUAAUCGUUUUUUUACUUGACCGAAAUUUACUAUACAUAAUUAAACUCGAUACUUUUUCGUAAGACGUUCUUCCUUGUUGCAGACCAUCAAUAAGAAGGUUCACGCGUGUAAAUUACAUUCGGCGUCAUCGUCGGUUGUACCCUACCGUGUUGUCUGUGGUAUCUUAGCUGGAAACAUGUUAAGUGAAGAAGCAGAGAUGUCCUUGAUUAACGUAAAGUUACGUUUGGGUACAGUGACUAUGUACACUGAAAAAGUGUACCUAGAUUUGCAGUCGAAUGUAAGUGUAUUAAGACAAAAAAUUUGUCAAAAGGAUAACACACUUACCAAAGAUAAUUUUAUAAUGGUUUAUUGCGGAAAUGUUAUGGAAGACUCUGUUCCUAUUUAUAUGUAUGAUAUUAUUAACGGAGCUACGGUGCAUUUGUUCAAAAAAAUGAGUGUUGAAAAGCCAGAACCUCCAAAAGCUAUUGAUAUCACCAAUGCAGGAUUGGUGAAACUAGGUGUAGCUUUUCGUUCACUCUCAUUAAAUAUAUCGUACAAAUGUGCAUUAAUGAAAAUUAAUAAGACUAAAUUGAUAAAUGAUCUAAUCUUGAAUACUCCUCAACUGAAUGAAGAUCCUGUAGCAAUUACUUUUUUACAACAUUCUGAAUUAUUAGUAAAACUCAAUGAUGUUAACAUGGUGAAAGAAAUUGCGGAAAAGCAUCCCGCUUUGGCAUUAGCUGCUUUGCAAAUUUCUACAGUUGUUCAUGAACAAGUUGUGCAGAACCACUUGGCAUCAGAUGUUUUGACCAGAUCUAUAUCUGCUGGCAGUGAUGAAGAUAUGGAAGAUUUAGAUGAUUCAUCUCCUGGAUCAGAUACUAAUAGUCAACCAAUGAAUAGAAACUUACCUUUUGCCAUCACUGCCGCACAGUUAGCAACAGCUAUUGCAAACGUGACGACACAGCAACCACAGCCAAGUACUAGUGGUGCAAGUACAUCAACUGGAAAUACAGGAAAUGUGCUGAUGACUAUGCCUCCUAAUACUAAUCAAAGUCAACCAACUACACCUUCAGUUGAUUAUUCACAUCAAUUAGGAAUAAUGAGAGAAAUGGGUCUGUACAAUGAAUCUUUAAACCUACAAGGAUUACGAUUAGGGGGCGGUCACCUAGAAACUGCUAUUGAAUUAGUAUUAAGUGGUUUUGAUAUUUCAGAUACAGAUAAUGCAUAGUCCCUAUUUUAAUAUUAUAAAAUAAUGUAUUAUAACAAUUAAAAAAAUAAUCAAUGAUUCUAUUAAUGUUUAGUUAUUAUUUUUGAUUUUGAUUCGUGAUUAAAAUUUGUUAAUAUUCAUUUUUUAAGACAAAUAAAAUAUGAUUAAAUUACAUAAUAUUAUGUAAUAUUUAUUGGAUUUAAGUAUAAAUAUCAGCUUUGAAAUGAUUUAAUUUAGUAUUUGUAUAAUUUAAACAAAAUAUUAAUUUUCAUUCGACUUAUGUGACAUGUUUCCAGCUAAGAUUACAUUAAUGUGUUAUGUGUGUGGUACCACAAACUAUCAAUACUAUUAGAUUAAUAACUUUGUUAUUUAUUUAUUUAUACUACAUAAUAUCUAAAUAUAUUAAAUGGAUGUAUUAUAUUGUCUAUUAGAAAAUAAUAUUUGCAACAAAAAAAUUUAAACAAUAAUUGUAUUUCUACACCCUGUCUCAAAUAAAAAUAAUCAGUCGGCUGAUCAA
Molecule: messenger RNA, 1921 nt
Organism: Rhopalosiphum padi (bird cherry-oat aphid)
Lineage: Eukaryota; Metazoa; Arthropoda; Insecta; Hemiptera; Aphididae
Product: ubiquitin-like protein 7
Exons: 3
Coding region: 397-1425 (342 amino acids)
Biological process (GO): ubiquitin-dependent protein catabolic process
Cellular component (GO): cytosol
Molecular function (GO): polyubiquitin modification-dependent protein binding
Source: RefSeq, a predicted model, not a curated record